Messenger RNA from Talaromyces stipitatus ATCC 10500, 2236 nucleotides. RefSeq names its product mitochondrial DnaJ chaperone (Mdj1), putative. The transcript is spliced from 2 exons. NCBI's taxonomy places the organism in Eukaryota, Fungi, Ascomycota, Eurotiomycetes, Eurotiales, Trichocomaceae. Gene Ontology annotation, biological process: response to heat; protein refolding. The record is from RefSeq and is a predicted model, not a curated record. Bases 92 to 1561 code for a protein of 489 amino acids. Gene Ontology annotation, molecular function: ATP binding; heat shock protein binding. Gene Ontology annotation, cellular component: cytoplasm.
GAGGUCCAAGGAACAUCUGUAUAAUCUGCUCUACAUUUACGCUACGGUGCAUCAAUUUAUUCGUUGCGAUUGGAUGAAACACAGAUAAAAGAUGGCCGCAACACCUGCGGGACUGCCCAAGGCCGUCGCUCUUCCUACGAGAAUCCUUAUUAGAACGUCACGGCCGACCGCCGGCAACUGUUCGAGUCUCUAUCAUCAGGCCAACAGCCGUUCAUUCUAUGACCACCGAUCUUCCUCUCCACCAAACCGGUCUUACAAUGCACUUCCAUCGAGAAAAGAUCCUCUGCGCUUCAGCGUUAGGGAAUUCCACGCUUCAUCCGCACAACAAGCAAUGAAAGAUCCUUACAAGGUCCUUGGUGUCGACAAGAAUGCCUCCGCAGCCGAUAUCAAGAGAGCCUAUUACGGAAUGGCUAAGAAAUUCCAUCCUGAUACGAACAAGGAGCCAGGUGCCAAGGACAAAUUUGCGGAAGCACAAUCUGCUUACGAAUUACUAUCCGAUGCGAAAAAGAGAGAAACAUACGAUCGAUAUGGGUCGGCGGCAUUUGAUCCCAAUGGCGGAUUCGAUCCCAAUGCUGCAGCGGGUGGAAAUCCGUUUGCCGGUGCUGGAGGUUUCCAUGGCUUUGGCAGUGGUGGGUUUGGCGCCGGAGGAUUUGGCGGUGGAUUCUCUGCCGACAUCAAUUUUGAAGAUCUUUUCGGUGCAUUUACAGGAGGUGCUGGACGUGCGGGGAGACGACGCGCAUCACCACACGAAUCUAUAUUAGUGGGCGAAGAUAUCGAAGUCCAAACAAACAUAUCUUUCAUGGAAGCAGCGAAGGGAACCGGCAAGGAUAUUUUCAUUACGCCGUUGGUUGAAUGUAAGACUUGUACGGGAACUGGUCUCAAGAAGGGUGCCAAACGAACGCAAUGCAAGUCAUGCAAUGGAUCCGGCACUCGAGUUCAUUUCAUGCAGGGCGGAUUCCAGCUGGCGAGCACUUGCGAUACUUGCAAUGGGUCUGGAAUGGUUACCCCACGUGGCUCAGACUGUAGCACAUGCAGCGGGCAAGGAGUCGUCAGGGAUCGACGGACUGUCCAUGUUGAUAUCCCUGGAGGAGUAGAGGAUGGUAUGAGAAUCCGAGUUGCUGCAGAAGGUGACUCUCCUCCAACAGGCGGCGCGAACGCCGGUACCCGAACGCAGCGCGGUGAUCUAUACGUUUCAAUCCGUGUUGCGCCAGACCACCGGUUCAGUCGUUCUGGUUCUGAUAUUCUCUACACUGCAUCCUUACCAUUGACUACUGCUUUACUUGGAGGAGAGGUGACGGUGCCGACGCUUGAUGGUGAAGUAAAGGUUAAGGUCGCUACUGGUACAGGUACUGGUGAUCGCAUCACACUUUCAGGAAUGGGCAUGCGCAAGCUUGGUGGUCGAAGCCGUGGGUUCAGCUCAACUGGCGACCUCCGGGUGGAGUUCAAGGUCCAGAUGCCAAAGUACCUCACUGCAAAUCAACGGACGAUUCUUGAAGUGUUGGCUGAUGAGAUGGGCGAUAAAACUGCUAAGCGUACUAUGAACGUUGGCAAGGACAUGUAAGUCGGAUUUUUAGUACGCUAGUAGUUUGUUUACUCACAUAUAGCUACAGCAACAACCCUCCCAGUUCUGGCUCUGGUGGAUUACCGGAAGAUUCGCACAAGAACGAAGGCUUCCUCAAAUCGGCAUGGCACCGUCUCACCAACCAACACAAAUCCUCCGAGUCCAAGUCCCAGGACGCCGAUGCAUCGAAGAAAGAGAAAUCUGAGUCCGAUGACCACAAUGAGUCCAAGAAAGCUUCAGGCUAGUGAAGCUGGCUUGUCUGAUCACUAUCUUUGUACAUGUUUACUCUAGCAUUUUGUUUUCCUUCAACCUGCACAGAUUAGAUCCAUAGCGUUGGCGAGUUGGUGUUGUCAUUUAUCGGUGGUCAUUUAUUCUGAUUGAUUUCGAGUUGCGAGAGGUACUCCCAUGUAUUAUAGCUAGAACCAAGUAUAUGUGAAGAAAUAAUCACAACCCUCCAUUCUUGAUUAUCAAUCUCAACUCGCACUGACAUGACGUAGCCAUACGUAUAUUGUAACCAUUAUGCUUAUGCUGCCCAGUGCUCAGGCAGCUUUUCAUAUGCUUCAGCCAAUAGGACUAUCGCAAGACUCAGGUAUUUCGUCAGUCUUCUGGUAAGGCAAUGCAAAGUCUCUGGGAAUCAUCCUAGUCUCAAAAUGAGAAUCACCGUCUCCCAAGCAC